Messenger RNA from Penicillium macrosclerotiorum, 1797 nucleotides. RefSeq names its product STE20 family serine/threonine-protein kinase. Gene Ontology annotation, molecular function: ATP binding; protein kinase activity. Lineage: Eukaryota; Fungi; Ascomycota; Eurotiomycetes; Eurotiales; Aspergillaceae. Bases 1 to 1797 code for a protein of 598 amino acids. The record is from RefSeq and is a predicted model, not a curated record. Gene Ontology annotation, biological process: protein phosphorylation. The transcript is spliced from 5 exons.
AUGGCGGACGAUAUGGCGAGCCGUUACCAGGUGAUGGAGGAGUUGGGAAGCGGAAGUUUUGGCACGGUUUACAAAGCAAUUGACAAAACUACCGGCGAGAUUGUCGCGGUAAAGCAUAUCGAUCUCGAGUCAAGUGAAGAUGAUAUACAAGAGAUUCAGCAGGAAAUCUCUGUUUUGGCCACUUGCGCUAGUGCAUUUGUUACGCAAUACAAAGCGAGCUUCUUGAAAGGCCACAAGCUCUGGAUUGUCAUGGAAUAUCUGGGGGGAGGAUCCUGUCUUGAUCUUUUGAAACCAGGGGUCUUCAACGAAGCGCAUGUUGCGAUUGUCUGCCAACAAUUGUUACAAGGCCUGGAAUACCUGCACGCCGAAGGAAAAAUUCACCGUGAUGUCAAAGCCGCGAACGUUCUGCUCUCAAAUACCGGCAAGGUCAAGCUAGCCGACUUUGGCGUCGCAGCGCAAUUGGUCAACAUCAAGUCUCAGCGCAAUACAUUCGUGGGAACUCCAUUCUGGAUGGCGCCGGAGGUAAUUCAGCAGGCUGGCUACGAUUUCAAGGCCGAUAUUUGGUCUUUGGGUAUUACCGCAAUCGAGAUGAUCAAUGGCGAGCCCCCCCAUGCCAGCACACACCCGAUGAAGGUUCUCUUCCUUAUCCCCAAGCAGCCUGCGCCGCGGCUGGAGGGCAAUGACUACAGCAACACCUUCAAGGACUUUAUUGCCCAAUGUCUGACUAAGGAUCCGGAUCGCCGGCCUAGUGCGAAGGAGCUUCUACGGCAUAAAUUCAUUCGCAAUGCAGGCAAGACAGAGGCACUACAGGAGCUGGUUCAGCGUAAGCAGGACUGGGACGCUGGUCGCGGAGUGUCCAAGGAUGUGAAGUACUAUGCAGAGUCUCUUAACACUAUUACAAAGCCUAUCUCAUCAGGUGACGACGAUGAGGAUUGGGUCUUUGAUACUGUCAAAGCUCCAACUAUGUGGGUGCCUAAGGGGAAGGACUGGUCCACCCUCGACGAGGAAGAAGACGAUGCCGAUCCGGCCGAGCUACUGAAGGAUAUGCAAAUUUCUCAACCGCCACCUCCACCAAAGCACCAGGCCAAUUCGACUGUGCGACGCACUCCCAAUGUCGAUCGAUCGCCAUCCAUUCGACGGGCCAAUACCAAGAGGCGAUCCAGCGGGGUCAAGCAACCAUUGGGGUUAGACCUAAGCUUUGGUAACAGUCCAUCAACUGUUCGACAAUUUCGUCGAGUCUCGGACAAGGUUCCCCAUGAGCCUACGCAUCCGAAGGUUCCCCCUGGCUUUGACGAGAACACCAGCCCGAAAACGAUGUCAUCUGAGCUUGCAAGCAAAGAAGCCCAAAUUGGACGGCGUGCAUACAGCAAAGCUGUCGGUCUCUCCUGCCAGGAGGUUCUUGCCACCACUGGAGACGGUGAGAAGCGUGAGGCUAUUUCUCGGCUGGCCGAGGCUUGGAGUGAUCUGGAAAUGGUCGAUCCUGAGGGUCUCUAUCAUAUCAUCCGAACAAUGAAUGAGCGCCUUCAAGCAGAUCCUCGCCUUGCUGUUUUAGUCCCUGCGGCGCCUGUUCAGCCUGAUUCCCCGUCUCGCCCCCGCCUUGUAUUGGCACAGAACAACCCGCACCUGAAGAGCCACCGCCGCCGGCAGUCGACGCAUGUGGUUGACCCCCAAUCCCAAUCUCCACCUCUUUUCAACCUACCCGGCCAAAACACUCCCGGGAUGGAACACACCAAACAACUAUCUGAUGUACUCUACCAACGCUGGGCUGAGGGGCUUCGCAAUCGCUGGGGAAUCUAG